CACUGACGAGAUGAUUAGUUCAGACAUGGCCACCUAGAUGCUAUCGUUUGGAGGAUCGUACCGUAAACAAAGAAUUGUAAAAACAGGCACGUGACAAUUCUCUAGUCGUGUUAUUUUUACUUAUGGCUUCAUUACAAGGACUUCCACCUUUACCUAAAAGUUUAAGCGGUUUAUUGAAUUUUAGUAGUGCACAGUGGAAAGAAUUAGAAAGACUAUAUACUAUGCGUACAAUGAUUCAGCAAGAUCUAACGCGCAACAUGGUGGAAAGAUCGACGUUGCAACACGGUUCUUCUGAAGACGACGACAGGAGUGACGUGUACGGAAGUGGAAGAGGAAGUCCUUCAAUCGACGGACGAGGAGUGAGCAGAGCUAGCAGACUAGAUGCUCAGUUGGCUUUAUUGAGAAAAGAAAUGGUUGGUUUGAGACAAUUAGACAUGUCACUUUUAUGUCAGUUAUGGUCUUUGAAUGAAUCAAUUCAAGAAUAUAAACAACUUCUUCAGGAACGAAUGUCAUUCUCUCCUACUCAUGCUUCAUCACCGGGAUGGGAUAACGGUUUGGAAUCUCCAAGCAGUGAAGAGCCAUUAGAAGUAAACGGCAAACAGUUUAAAUUGGAUUAUCCUAUUGCUAAACAUCGAAGUAUGCACGGACAUCAGGAUUUAGAUGUGGUUCCGGAACGGUUAUCCUCAACCGAUAGUUCGUCUCAUUCUAGUCUAGAGUUUGGUAAUAUAUGAAUUUUAAAUUAUUAGAAGUAAAUUUUGGUAAAACUGUCAAAUGCUAUAUUUAUGACAAUUUUCAAAAUAUAGCAUUAUGCAGUUUAUACGAAUUUUGACAAAUAUCAAGAAGUGCAUCUAUUUUUCUUUUAUAACGUUAAUGUUAUAUAUUUAUAGAAAAGAUUGGAUACUUUUUCUGUUAUAUAUUAUUUAUUUAUAACAGUGAUUUGAUAUAAUUGAAUGUUUGUGCUUUAUCGAUAAGAAAGUUUUUGAAAAAAAAUUUAUUGUAAGUGCUAUAAUACGAAGUUUUACAAUAUUUAUGGCAAACGAGUGUUA
This is a messenger RNA of Centruroides sculpturatus (bark scorpion), 1046 nucleotides long. RefSeq names its product protein FAM89A-like. The record is from RefSeq and is a predicted model, not a curated record. The coding region runs from base 123 to 731 and encodes 202 amino acids. NCBI's taxonomy places the organism in Eukaryota, Metazoa, Arthropoda, Arachnida, Scorpiones, Buthidae. The transcript has 3 exons.